Molecule: messenger RNA, 797 nt
Organism: Electrophorus electricus (electric eel)
Lineage: Eukaryota; Metazoa; Chordata; Actinopteri; Gymnotiformes; Gymnotidae
Gene: psmb2
Product: proteasome 20S subunit beta 2
Biological process (GO): proteasomal protein catabolic process
Cellular component (GO): proteasome core complex; nucleus; cytoplasm
Source: RefSeq, a predicted model, not a curated record
AUGACAUCAGAAAAGCGCGCCGAAGUAACUUUUGCUGUGUAAUUUCUUAUCUCAGCAGUGUGUUCAUUCAAAGCGCAUUUAGAUCCUCUUUUUGCUUUCUUUCAUCUUACAAGAUGGAAUAUUUAAUUGGAAUUAGGGGCCAAGAUUUUGUCUUGGUUGCAUCAGACAACGUUGCCGCCAGUAGUAUCAUCCAGAUGAAACAUGAUUAUGACAAGAUGUUCAAACUGAGUGAGAAGAUCUUGUUGCUGUGUGUCGGUGAGGCUGGUGAUACAGUCCAGUUCGCAGAGUAUAUUCAGAAGAAUGUUCAGCUCUACAAAAUGCGAAAUGGGUAUGAACUCAGUCCAGAAGCUGCAGCAAAUUUCACCAGGAAGAACCUCGCAGACUACCUGCGUAGUAGGACUCCUUACCACGUGAACCUGCUGUUGGCUGGGUAUGAUGACACUGAAGGGCCUGCGCUGUACUAUAUGGACUACUUAGGGGCACUGGUCAAAGCACCCUUUGCUGCACAUGGAUAUGGAGCUUUCCUCACCCUCUCCAUCCUGGACAGAUACUACAAGCCAGGUCUGACGAGUGACGAAGCUGUCGAUCUCCUUAAGAGGUGUAUAGAAGAGCUAAACAAGCGCUUCAUCCUCAACUUGCCCUCUUUCACUGUCCGUCUGAUUGACAAGAACGGAAUUCAAGACAUGAAGAUGCCUCUGCUGGAUGCAAAGUGAUCAGUCACUGCUGCACCGCCAUACAGCCCCAUUUUUGUACUUCAGAUCUGAUUCUUGGUCAAUAAAACAUUAAUACUGUUAUGA